Penicillium brasilianum is the source of this 414-nucleotide messenger RNA. NCBI's taxonomy places the organism in Eukaryota, Fungi, Ascomycota, Eurotiomycetes, Eurotiales, Aspergillaceae. The record is from the annotation of a GenBank genome assembly.
AUGGCUAAUAUCCUACUAGCUUCGCGUGGUAGCCAACCUCCGCCUACCGUUGUACGAUACGACUACCAGCGCGCAUUAAACGAAGACCCAAAAGCCCUACGAGCCUGGUUUGCGACCGUACAAAGCGUGAUUGACGAGAACGGGAUACAACCGGAGGAUAUCUACAACUUUGAUGAGACAGGCUUUGCAAUGGGCCUUAUAUCUUCGCAGAAGGUAGUAACGCGAGCGGAAUUCUACGGUCGAAGACGUCUCCUACAGCCAGGAAAUCGCGAAUGGGUUACUGCAAUCGAAGCAAUUUGCGCAGAUGGCUAUUCGCUACCGCCAUGUAUAAUCUUCAAAGGCAAAGUGGCUAUGGCGGAUUGGUUCAAAAAUCUACCACAAGACUGGCGAUUCGAGGUCUCUGAUAAUGGCUAG